This is a messenger RNA of Parnassius mnemosyne (clouded apollo), 1608 nucleotides long. The record is from the annotation of a GenBank genome assembly. NCBI's taxonomy places the organism in Eukaryota, Metazoa, Arthropoda, Insecta, Lepidoptera, Papilionidae.
AUGGGAAAGCAAGUUGAGUGUGCAACAUUGUUUGCCGAAACAACACCACGGCAGUCACUUCCAGAUAUAUCACAGGCGAUAGUAAACGAGCAUCAGCAUCUGACGCAGACUCUCGAAUACAAACCAGGAUGGUCGUUCUAUUUAGUGCUCGCCGGUGUGGUCACUACUCUCGGCUCCUCGCUGCCUGUUGGGUACAACAUUGGUGUAGUGAAUACACCUGCAGAGGUUAUCAAGACAUUUUGCAAUGAAAGUUUUGUAAGCCGCUAUAAUUUACCUCUAGACGAGACAUGGCUCAACGUCCUUUGGUCUUCCGUAGUGUCUAUAUUUAUAAUUGGCGGAUGUACUGGAUCCGUGCUCGGUUCCGUCCUGGCGAACAAACUUGGCAGGAAGAAUGCAACUAUAGUGACAAGUGCCUUAUCUAUUGCUGGUGCGCUGUUAUUUCUGCUGUGCCGUGCAGCUAACUCUGUUGAAAUGCUCAUUGUUGGAAGGUUACUGGUCGGUUUGUCUGCUGGGCUAACAACAAGUAUCGUGCCCAUGUACCUUACGGAGUUGUCCCCAUUGAGACUAUCUGGUGCGAUGGGUGUCGCCUGUCCAAUGGGUGUCAAUGUGGGCGUCUUAGUCGGCCAGGUUAUGGGGUUGAACUUCUUUUUGGGCGGCGUCGACGACUGGCCUUAUCUUCUAUCCGUCUACGCGAUGCUAGUCAUUAUUUGUUUACCUGUAUUAUGUAUUUUACCAGAAAGUCCAAAGUACCUGUUUAUUAUUAAGAGAAAUGAAGUUACGGCGGUAAAAGAGCUGAGCCGGCUGCGCGGCGUGUCGCAGAGCGUGCUGCGCGACGAGCUGGACGCGCUGCGCGAGGAGCGCGACGAGCGGGGCGGCGCGGGGGCGGGCGCGGGCGCGGGGCGCGGGGAGGGGCGCGCCUGGAGCAUGGCGCGGCUGCUGGCGUCGCGCCGCCUGCGCCUGCCGCUGCUGCUGCUGUGCGCCGCGCAGGCCGGCCAGCAGACCAGCGGCAUCAACGCGGUGUUCUACUACUCGCAGACGAUCUUCAAGCAGGCGGGGCUGACGGAGGCGGGCGCGCAGUACGCGACCAUCGCGUGCGGGCUGGUGAACGUGUGCACGGCGGCGCUCAUGCUGCGCCUGCUGCCGCGCGCCGGCCGCCGCCCGCUGCUGCUCGCCUCCUCGCUCGGCGCCGCGCUCGCGCUCGCCGCACUCGCCGCCGCCAUGACCGCCAUCGAUACAGUUUCGUGGAUGCCUUAUGUGUGUAUGAUCACAGUAUUAUUGUACGUCCUAGUCUACGGGUUCGGUCUAGGGCCCAUACCGUAUUUUAUAGGUUCGGAGAUGUUCGAAGUGGGUCCCCGGCCGGCGGGCAUGGCGUGGGGCUCGCUGGCCAACUGGGGCGGCAACUUCCUCGUGGGCAUGUGCUUCCCCACCAUGCGCCGCGCCAUCGGCCCCUACUCCUUCCUCGUCUUCUCUGCCAUCACCGCCGCACUCUUCCUUUUCAUCAGGUCGUACUUCCCGGAGACGCGUGGCAGUACGCCGGCGCAGGUGACGCAAAAGUGCGCACACGGCUUGCGGUCGAGGCCACUCAGUCCGCAACACACGCCCGUCUGA